Penicillium expansum is the source of this 1854-nucleotide messenger RNA. Its product is annotated as Zn(II)2Cys6 transcription factor. Lineage: Eukaryota; Fungi; Ascomycota; Eurotiomycetes; Eurotiales; Aspergillaceae. The coding region runs from base 1 to 1854 and encodes 617 amino acids. The transcript has 3 exons. The record is from RefSeq and is a predicted model, not a curated record. Gene Ontology annotation, molecular function: transcription cis-regulatory region binding; DNA-binding transcription factor activity, RNA polymerase II-specific; zinc ion binding. Gene Ontology annotation, cellular component: nucleus. Gene Ontology annotation, biological process: positive regulation of transcription by RNA polymerase II.
AUGAAUGGCCUUCCUCUGAAUGGCUCGACGCAGUCGUCUUCCUUCACACCCGGCCAGCCCACUGCCGCCCCGAAGAAGGGUAGGACACGGCAAUCCGGCACGGCAUGGACUCGAUCAGGAUGCAUAACCUGCAAAAAAAGGCGCAAGGCCUGUGAUAAGACCAAACCAAGUUGCAACAAUUGUCUCAAGCAAGGCCGGACAUGCGAGGGCUAUGGCUCUAUAUGGGUAGAACCACUAGGUCCAUCGGCGCAGGUAUUCUCACAGAUGGAGACUUCCAAGCGCCGACGGCUCAGUGCGUCCUCGCAGUCUCAAUUCCCUUCGCCUGCGCCGUCUCCGCCCUCGGAUGCAUGGCUCGAGCCUCGGUUAUCUCCUGCGCCGGAGACUUCCCUGGGCUGGUCUGUCUCAUCUUCUCCUCGGGAGUAUAUACCGUCCGAGGCGGUUAUCAUUCCGGUCCAGGAUGUAGAGGAAUACAGACCUGGCCCGGAAAUUGAUUUUCAUAGCUCUGUCGCGGUGAUCCCACAGCCCCAAGGAUAUAUCAGUCAUCUCUCAACACAUGAGAGUCACUACCUCCAGUAUCACAUGGAGCAGGGAUCUCGACUGUUAGCAAAUCUAGAGAGUCAUGAUAACCCCCUUCGGUCGAUGCUAAUUCCUAGGGCAAUGUCAUCACCUCUACUGAUGAAGGCCGUAUGUGCCGUCUCUGCUCUUCAUCUAGCAAAUCGCUCCCAAGGAUCCGGGGCACAUACUGCUGCAGUCAAAUACUAUAGUGGAACACUCAACGGGCUCCGCACAGCACUGGAAAAGUGUUCAACGGAGGUGUUCCCCGACGACGCCAUGCUGGCGGUCGGUCUACUAUGUAAAUACGAGAUCGUGCGUGGUAGCGUGAAGCAGUGGGUUGUUCAUCUCAAUGCGUUGCAACGUCUAAUUGUUUCACGCGGGGGAUUUGCUUCAAUGGAUCGAGAUGCAGCUGAGUUCUUGCGUGGACUAUUUGUAUAUGCCUAUCACAUGGCCCGAAUCUGCAACCGCAAUUGUAUCAUUCCUACAGAUAUUUCUGUCGACAGUGAUAUCGGUAUCCCUAAAUUGGACAUAUAUAUUGGAUACACCGAGGAAAUCCUCAAAUUAUGUGCACGCAUCGCAGAGCUGCCUUCCCUGCAAGCUGAUACGUUGGCUCUUCAACUCAGCGUUGCAUCCAUGUUUGUCUCUCUCCGUUUCUACAAUAAAAUAAUCCAGUCGAAUCUCCGUAUUAACAUCUUAUCUAGAAACGAAUCCCUCCUCGCCUGGUCUCACACCUCAACCCCUUACAUAAUUCCCCAGGGAACAUCACCAGCAACCCUAACUCGACUUCAACUGGUAGCUGAAUGUUUCCGCGACGCAGGGUUUGUCUAUCUCCACUCAAUCAUGGAGCGCAUUAGUAGAAACCAUCCAGAUACCUCUCCCACCGCCAGCUCUGGUACCAUUGUCAACACUCAGAUGGAGGAGAACCCAUUUCCCUCAGCACAAGACUGGGCUCCUCUUAUCUCCACGCCGAAAAAUGUCGCCGUCUACCGCUGUCUUGGCCGCAUUGAAACUUUCCCGCUGGGUGACCACUGCGAGUACUCGGCGCUCACAUUCCCGCUCUUUAUAUCUGGAUGUGAGAGUGAUGACGUAGCGGAUAGGGAGGUUGUGCUUCGUUCCUUGGGCAAGCUACAGGAUAACUUUGGGAUCGGGAAUGUUAAGCGUGCAAAGGAGUUGUUGGGGAUUUUGUGGGCUAGACAAGAUGCCAACUUUGAAGCUCGGUUUGUUGGGAUGGGUCAGCAGAAAAAUGUGCAUUGGUUAGAUAUUGUCGAGGAGCUGGGAUGGGAAUUGAUUCUUGCUUAG